This is a messenger RNA of Funneliformis mosseae, 255 nucleotides long. NCBI's taxonomy places the organism in Eukaryota, Fungi, Glomeromycota, Glomeromycetes, Glomerales, Glomeraceae. The record is from the annotation of a GenBank genome assembly.
AUGUUGGUAGAAUUAAAAAAUGGAGAAACUUUUAAUGGACAUUUAGUAAAUUGUGAUAAUUGGAUGAAUUUAACUUUACGGGAAGUUAUACAAACUUCUCCGGAAGGAGAUAGGUUUUGGCGAUUACCUGAAUGUUAUAUCAGAGGGAACACGAUUAAAUACUUACGUGUACCAGAUGAGAUUAUAGAGAUGGUAAAGGAAGAUGCCAUACGUCAAAGGCAAGCGGCAAGCGGUGGAAAUCGAGGGCGUAAGUAA